Molecule: messenger RNA, 623 nt
Organism: Eruca vesicaria subsp. sativa (arugula)
Lineage: Eukaryota; Viridiplantae; Streptophyta; Magnoliopsida; Brassicales; Brassicaceae
Source: the annotation of a GenBank genome assembly
CAUUUCUCAUGCAUACUCAUAUGUUGUGUGAUACACCCAAAGGCCAAAAGGCAGCACAUUGGCAAAAGUGAUCAUGCCAUCGACAGUAACAAUUAUCUCGAUCUCCGUCGUCAUCGCAGCCGUAUAUCUUCUCACAAAUUUUGCAUUUCCGGCCGUGGAGCCGUUAGUCUACUACCACUACUGCUCUCCACCAAAGUACUUUCCAGGAUCGUCGUCCAAGUCAAACGUCAGCUCGCUGCUCAACAUGUUCGUAAACUCAGCUUCUAUCUACACGUACAACAAUCUCACCGUCAACGGAAACUACGGACUGCACCAGUGCCGGGGUGAUCUCUCCUCCGAUGAGUGCGUAAGUUGUGUCGCGCAAGCUGUUCGCCUGCUCCAAAGCCACAGCGUAGGCGAGACCGGCUGCGCGUUGCAGCUCGAAGGCUGUUUAGUGAAGCACGACAACGUUAUGUUCUUUGGCGUGGCAGAUAACACGGCCAUGGUUAUGAGUUGCGGGACACCGGCUGGGUAUAAUAAGUAUAAGUCGGACGAGUUGACUAAUGCGUUGGUUAAUAAAGUGGUUGCAAGUAGUGGUACGUCCUACAGAGUUGAGAGGUCAGGGAAAGCGCAAGCUGUAGCGC